This is a messenger RNA of Pseudopipra pipra, 3490 nucleotides long. RefSeq names its product AKT serine/threonine kinase 1 (gene AKT1). The record is from RefSeq and is a predicted model, not a curated record. The transcript is spliced from 15 exons. The coding region runs from base 701 to 1957 and encodes 418 amino acids. Gene Ontology annotation, biological process: protein phosphorylation. Gene Ontology annotation, molecular function: ATP binding; protein serine/threonine kinase activity. Gene Ontology annotation, cellular component: nucleus; cytoplasm. NCBI's taxonomy places the organism in Eukaryota, Metazoa, Chordata, Aves, Passeriformes, Pipridae.
CGGCGGCUGCCGGGAGCCCAGUGAGGCCUUCGCUCGGCGCCCGCCGCAGAGCCCGCCCGCCUCGCCGGCCGCCCCCUUCCCCCGCUCAGCUCGCUGGCUCGCUCCCCCCUUCCCUCCCCUUCCCCUGCUUCCCUCCCCGGCUCCCUUCCCCUGCUGCCGCCGCCUCCUCCCGGGGCUCCAGCCAUAAAUAGCUGGGAAGGAGAAAAACGGAGAAAAAGCCCUCAUCCCUCUUGUGGAGCCUUGUGCUGGAGUUCAGGAAUUUCAACAGAGUGAUCUUUUGGCAUAAACUGGUUUUUCAAGAGACAUUCCUGCCAUUAUGAAUGAAGUAGCAAUAGUGAAGGAAGGCUGGCUUCACAAACGAGCGAUGCACUGUCUUGAUGACCUGUGUAGCCAGAACCCUCGAGGUUCAGAUUAGUUCGAGGAUCGUCUGGCUUUCAUGGUAUUUCAAAGGAAUGGCUGUGGCACUUGAUACAAAGGAUCCUAAGAGCCAUCUGAACUCUGAAGAUGCCAGCUAUAGAGGGCACAGCUGCUUCAGAGGAAAAACUGGGGGGAAUGGAAAGGAGAAUACAUCAAAACAUGGAGGCCACGGUAUUUUCUCCUAAAGAACGAUGGCACAUUCAUUGGCUACAAGGAGCGACCGCAGGAUGUCGACCAGCGGGAAUCACCUCUAAAUAACUUCUCAGUAGCUCAGUGCCAGCUGAUGAAGACAGAACGACCUAAACCAAACACAUUUAUCAUUAGAUGCCUCCAGUGGACCACAGUAAUUGAAAGAACAUUUCAUGUGGAGACUCCAGAGGAGCGGGAAGAAUGGACAAAAGCCAUCCAAACAGUAGCAGACAGCCUCAAGAAACAAGAGGAAGAGAUGAUGGAUUUUAGAUCUGGCUCUCCCAGUGAUAAUUCAGGUGCCGAAGAAAUGGAAGUUUCUAUGACAAAGCCAAAACACAAAGUGACCAUGAACGAGUUUGAAUACCUUAAACUACUGGGAAAAGGCACUUUUGGAAAGGUCAUUUUAGUUAAAGAAAAAGCAACUGGACGGUAUUAUGCUAUGAAAAUUCUGAAGAAAGAAGUUAUUGUAGCAAAGGAUGAAGUAGCGCACACGCUGACAGAAAACCGUGUCCUACAGAACUCUCGGCAUCCAUUCCUAACAGCUUUAAAGUAUUCCUUUCAGACACAUGAUCGCUUGUGUUUUGUUAUGGAGUACGCUAAUGGAGGGGAGUUGUUUUUCCAUCUGUCAAGAGAGCGCGUCUUUUCUGAAGACCGAGCUCGGUUCUAUGGAGCCGAGAUUGUUUCAGCGCUGGAUUACCUGCAUUCAGAGAAGAAUGUGGUUUAUAGAGAUUUGAAGUUGGAAAAUCUUAUGCUGGAUAAAGAUGGACACAUAAAAAUAACAGACUUUGGACUAUGUAAAGAAGGCAUCAAGGAUGGAGCAACAAUGAAGACUUUCUGUGGCACUCCAGAGUACCUUGCGCCGGAGGUUCUGGAAGAUAAUGACUACGGUCGUGCAGUGGACUGGUGGGGCUUAGGAGUCGUGAUGUAUGAAAUGAUGUGUGGCCGGCUCCCUUUCUACAAUCAGGACCACGAAAAGCUCUUUGAGCUCAUCCUUAUGGAGGAGAUCAGAUUUCCACGCACAUUGUCACCUGAAGCAAAAUCUCUCUUGUCAGGUUUGCUGAAGAAAGAUCCUAAGCAAAGGUUAGGUGGUGGUCCCGAUGAUGCCAAGGAGAUUAUGCAGCACAAAUUCUUUGCUGGCAUUGUUUGGCAAGAUGUAUACGAGAAAAAGCUUGUACCUCUGUUCAAGCCACAAGUUACAUCUGAAACAGAUACAAGAUACUUUGAUGAAGAAUUUACAGCACAGAUGAUAACAAUCACUCCUCCUGACCAAGAUGACAGCAUGGAUUGUGUAGAUAACGAGAGAAGACCUCAUUUUCCUCAGUUCUCCUACUCAGCCAGUGGAACCGCUUAAUGUUUUGCCAUUCAGAAACAAAACAGACUGCAUUUUGGGGACCUUACUUCAAUGGACACUAGAGAACUUUCUAUAUUAUCUGAAUUACAAACUGUGUUUGUAUUACGAUUUAGAUGACUUUGUAGGAAGCCUCACAGAUUCUGUAUUUAAAACAAUUCUUUGAUGCAUUUUUGAGAAGGAAAACGAAUCCAUUCUUUUAAGUAUUACGUCAAGGCUUUUAUGCUGAAUGACCAUAGGUUUUUAAGAACAUACACCAAAACUGUUUACUUUAGAAAUAAUUAAGGUAUUCAACAUAUCAGCAACUCUGACCAGAAAAUCCCCUUAUUUUAUUUAUUUCAUACAGUUCAUUAUCUAAAUAUAGAAUCUGCACUCUGAACAAUUAGAUUUAUAUAGGAAGAUAUAAGACUUUAGUAGCUAGUGCAAUAAUAUAAGCAACAAAGUGAACAAACUCUGGAGAGUCAAGGUUCAAACUCAUUUUGGACAGCAGUGAAGCAUCAUCUAACUCCAGAAAACCAACUAUAGGAACAGCAUUAAUGGCCUCAGUGAGGUAAAUCAAAAAGCAAAAGUUAUUUUUGUUAUAACAUCUGCUACAAGACAUUACAUAUCAAACUGAAUCCAGUGGGAUUGCCACAUCGUACAGAUGAGUAUUCCAUUCUAGACAGUGCAUUUAAUUAUUCCAUUUGCAUAGAGCUUAGGAAUACUUCAUAGGAUUGGCUUCUCAGAACCUAGAAAAUGCUUGAUUUACCAAUCUAAUAUGAAAUGCAACAAUGAAAAAUCACCCACUUCCACCACUGUACAGAAAUACCACACAGGUCUAAGUGAGAAAUCAUCUUAAUGAGCGAAUCAGCCAGACACAAGUACAUUUUGGCACUGAAGUAAUGACUUGUUGCCGCUUUUUUUUUUUUAUGAAAAGAUAUAUGAAUAUAUAUAAACACUUAAUGAUUUUUUGCAUCAUGCCAGAUCAUUUCUUCUUUCUUGAGUGUGCAUUAAAGGUAUCAACCAACAGUUCAUGGUGCCUUCUCACUCUUGAAGAUUCACUUUAGCAGUGUUUUCCCAUGUAAAAAAAAAAAUAGGUUGAAACUUCAUAUGUGUUUGAAUAAUAAUGGUGUUCAAAAAGUGAACUUUUUUUUUGUUUUUCAUUUUUAAUCUUAGUGGAAAAUUCCCCUCACCCUGUUUUUGUUGUAUCAUGUUUCUUUGUAAUUUUCAUAAAAGCAGUCUUAUUCUGUCUCUGCUGCGAAUGAAUUUAUUCCAUUGUAGGUUGCGUUCUUUAAAUUGCGCUUUUUUUGUUUUUUUCAUUCUCUUGACUGUAUAAAAAAUGAUGACAUGUACUCCAGUUAACUAGCAUUUAAUUUUUUUAUUUGAAAGGGAGUAUGUUAUGAAAACCCUCGCUUCUCCUUUCCAUCAGAAACUGCUGUGCUUGCACAGAGAGCCCAUCAUCUUGACUUUUUUUUUUUUAACAACAUUCAACUCUAGUAUUUUUACUCAUGAUAUGAAAAUUUCCCUCCAAAUACUUAAAUAAAAUUGCUUUAACGA